UGCUGGCGGAACACCGGCUAUAUGAUCUUUGCGAUAGUUACUCCGCGUUGCACGUUGCUAGUUAGUUGCAAUGUUGUAGCUAUUAGCACGAUAGCCAUUCCUUCGCUGGGAGGGAGACCCGCCGUUUAGUUUGAUGAACCUACGGAGUUAAUUCUCACUCAUUCAUAGUCCAACCAGCAGCCAACUGCUGACCAACAGACAUAACUCACCAAAAUAGUAGCUAGUUAGCUUGUUGUCUUGUCAUUCUCAUAGCCGCUAGCCUAACCCACUAGCUAGCUAGCUAGCUAGCCGCUAGCGUUCUACCGUCACCACUUCGCAGUGCGAACAGUCUCCUACACGGCUGGAGAACCAUGGCGAUGAGACAGACUCCGCUCACCUGCUCUGGUCACACCCGGCCUGUGGUGGACCUGGCCUUCAGUGGAAUCACUCCCUAUGGCUACUUCCUCAUCAGCGCCUGCAAGGAUGGCAAGCCCAUGUUGCGCCAGGGAGACACAGGGGACUGGAUCGGAACGUUUCUGGGUCACAAAGGCGCUGUCUGGGGAGCCACUCUGAACACAGACGCCACCAAGGCAGCCACCGCUGCAGCUGACUUCACAGCAAAGGUGUGGGAUGCAGUGAGUGGAGACGAGGUCCUCACACUGGCACACAAACACAUCGUCAAGACUGUCAAUUUUACUCAGGAUAGCACUUGUCUGCUGACUGGAGGAAACGACAAGCUGCUGCGCCUCUAUGAUCUUAUCAACCCUGAAGCAGCACCUCUGGAGAUUGCAGGUCACACCUCAGCUAUAAAAAAAGCCUUGUGGUGUAACAACGACAAGCAGAUCCUCUCUGCUUCCGAAGACAAAACCAUACGGCUGUGGGACAGGAACUCCAUGCAGGAGGUGAAGACGCUGACGUUCAACACAACAGUUAGCAGCAUGGAGUAUGUGCCUGAUGGAGAGGUUCUUGUGAUCACAUAUGGAAAGACAAUCGCUUUCUACAACGCUCUGAGCCUGGACUUGAUCAAGACAGUGGAGGCCCCAGCUCCCAUCAACUCAGCCUCCCUCCACCCAGAGAAAGACUUCUUUGUUGCCGGGGGAGAGGACUUCAAGCUCUACAAAUUUGACUAUAGCACCAAGGAAGAACUGGAGUCCUAUAAGGGUCAUUUUGGUCCAGUGCACUGUGUUCGCUUCAGUCCGGAUGGUGAGCUGUAUGCCAGCGGCUCUGAGGACGGCACUCUCCGACUUUGGCAGACUGCUGUGGGGAAAACUUAUGGCCUGUGGAAGUGUGUCCUUCCUGAGGACAUGGGGGCAGAGAACUCUGAACAGCUGUACACUUCGACCCCUGAGAUCAAAGCCUAAGGAGAAAGCAGUGCUGUUUGGAAAUAGGAUGAGAAGAGGAAAGAGACGGAAAAGUAACGAGCGGAGGGGUGUUCCAGCGUUCUAUCUGGCCCCAGCAAGGAGCAGAGUCCAGAGCAUCUCCAUCCAUCAGGAACUGAUAUGGAUAUUAUGACUGCCCUGUCUGUCAAAGACUUACCCAUUACAUACUUGCAUACAUGAUUUUUUGCAGUCAUAUGGACAGUAUAGGCUGCAGAGUAAAGCAGUAGAGCUGUGAGUGUCGGCUCAUCGCUGCCUGCUUUCUCUCUGAUUAGCUCAGUUCUGUCUUUCUGCUUAAACUUAUUUUAACUUCCCUAAAGACUUGAACCCAACCCCUCACCCCCAAUCCCAUGAUUUUGGUUUCAAAAUUAAGAUAUUUAAUGAGCUGGACCAUGGCAUCUGUUUUCAGUUCGAAGUUACAAGAAUACUGUAGGUAGUUGCACAGUUUGUGCGAAAGUAAGGCGCUUUCAUUUCUUCAAAAACAUUGCUUUGAGUAUCCGCUGCUUUUGUACUGUACUGGUUGAGUAUAUUAGUGUCAAAAUAAAAGAUUGUUUUGUGACAAAGCGGAAAGGGAAGAAAUGUCACUGGGCUUUUUUCCAUUUUGGUUUCUGUCUUCUUCAUUAAUGUCCAGUGGUGAAAUAAACAAUCGCAUUGCUGUUUUAUUUGUAAGUAAUGCACAAAGAGCAAA
This is a messenger RNA of Cottoperca gobio, 2043 nucleotides long. RefSeq names its product serine/threonine kinase receptor associated protein (gene strap). The record is from RefSeq and is a predicted model, not a curated record. Bases 351 to 1340 code for a protein of 329 amino acids. Gene Ontology annotation, biological process: spliceosomal snRNP assembly. Gene Ontology annotation, molecular function: RNA binding; protein binding. NCBI's taxonomy places the organism in Eukaryota, Metazoa, Chordata, Actinopteri, Perciformes, Bovichtidae. Gene Ontology annotation, cellular component: SMN complex. The transcript is spliced from 9 exons.